CAUUGCACCCACCAGACUGCUUUUGACUUUGCUUUUUUAUACCCGCACCACUUUCUCCUCUGGUAAAUAGGUUUUGCUGAGGUGGGGAUUUUUGGAACUCACUGGACCAUCACACGUGUGUGGACAAAAUGUGUAUAGAAUCAGGGAACCAACCAACAGGGCCUGCCCAAGGCAUUUUGGCACCUGAGGCCAAAUAACAAAAUGGUGCCCCCAACCUGCCAGGGAGGAAGGGAAAGUGAGCUCACUCUUAAACUGCGUGAUGAAAAGAUGUUUCAGCUAAGGCUGGUUGACAGAUACCUGGAAGCACUUUGGGAGAGUUUUCUGCACACCGAACAAGAAAAACGUGAUCUACAGAACUGGAAUUUGCCUUUGAAGAGUACAAAAUCUGGGAAGAGUUUAAAUGGUGAAUCCCAGGAAAAAGUAUUCAAAGGAAUCUUUUAUGAGAUAACCUUUGUGACAAGAUGGCUGACCAGCACCAGGAUUUCAAUAUGACAGAUGACCAUUUGGUGAGCCAAGCUAGAUGGAACCAGACAGGCUCUCCCCUCCAGAUACCAGUUGAUGAUGGAUCUGAUGAACCAGAGUCUGAGGCUUCUGAUGCUAAGAGUACCCCAACUGUGGAAGAUGCUACUGCUCCAUUAGUGGAGGAGAGAGUGCAUGAGAAUCGAAAUGCAACUCGCCAGCAUGCAGAGAUACCUGAAGGAAAUACAGCUGAGGAAGCAGACUUAGGCUCUACUUCUAGCCUUGAAGACCAUGCUGCGGGGGAUGCUCAAGCUCGAAUGGACAACAAAGAUAAAAAUGAGACUGGGAGUGAAGAGCCUAAACCAAAGACAUCCAUACCUUCCUCUGUCAAAAUCUUGGAAGGUAGAUCCUCCAUUAUUCCCAAACGAAACUCCUCUGUUAGUUCUAUCCCUUUGAAAAAACCCUCCAACCCUGCUGAGUCCUCAGUACCAACUUCCAUCCCUAAAUGCAUCUCUUCUAUCGCAUCCCGACCAACCAGUACAGGAACAAAAGAGAAAAGGGGCAAGGGUCCAGAUAUGAAAACAAAGAUAGCCACUCCACGUCCUGGUAUGGGACAGAAUCAGAAGAGUCCAGCCAAUGCUUCUCGGAUCCCUGCCAAAACUCCCACCAUCCCCAAGACACCACCCAGCCUUGCUGCCAAAAAGGAGCAAAGAAGGCCCCCUAACACAGCAGCAAAAUCUGAGAGAGGUGAACCGGUAAAGUCUGGAGAUAGGAGUGGCUACAGCAGCCCUGGAUCUCCAGGAACUCCUGGCAGUCGCUCCCGCACACCCUCCCUGCCAACUCCACCAAACAGGGAGCCCAAGAAGGUGGCAGUGGUUCGCACCCCGCCAAAAUCCCCUUCUUCUGUCAAGAGCCGCUUGCAGACAGCCCCUGUCCCCAUGCCAGACCUGAAGAACAUAAAGUCCAAGAUUGGUUCCACUGAAAAUUUGAAGCAUCAGCCAGGGGGUGGAAAGGUGCAGGUGGUUAAUAAGAAGCUGAACUUUAGCCAUGUCCAAUCCAGGUGUGGAUCAAAGGAUAAUAUCAAACAUACCCCAGGAGGAGGCAGUGUACAAAUUGUUUACAAGCCAGUGGAUCUCAGCCACAUAACGUCCAAAUGUGGUUCCUUGGACAACAUUCAUCAUAAACCAGGUGGUGGGCAGGUGGAGGUGAAAUCUGAGAAACUGGACUUCAAAGAUAAGGUGCAAUCAAAAAUUGGGUCAUUAGACAACAUCACCCAUAUGCCUGGAGGAGGAAAUAAGAAGAUUGAGAGCCACAAGCUGACCUUUCGUGAGAACGCCAAAGCCAAGACUGACCAUGGAGCUGAAAUUGUCUACAAAUCACCCACUGUAUCUGGAGAUGCCUCCCCACGGCGCCUUAGCAACGUCUCCUCCACUGGAAGCAUCAACAUGGUGGACUCCCCACAGCUGGCCACAUUGGCCGAUGAAGUGUCUGCUUCCCUGGCCAAGCAGGGCUUGUGAUUGUGUUAAAGUGGGUGGAGAGAAUAAGAAGAGAAGAAUCCACUCUGGCCUUUCUUCCUCUGUUCCAUUUUACAUCUUCAUUCCCCACCAUUCCUUAAUUUAUUUCGUUUUUUAUAUUAAUGGGCUAACUCUUUUAACCCGGUUCCCUGUCCCCCUUGCCAUUUAUUCAUCUGUGGUCUCAGGAUUUCAAAAUUAGUAACAGUAUGAAAACAAAGAUUUCUUACUAUAUCUCAGUCUAGAGAAAGACAUCAUUUCACCACUUGCUCCUAAACAAAAGGAAAUGUAAUUGUUAGGAAAAUUUGUGCUGCAUAGGAUAUAAGCUUGAGAAAGAGGGUUGGUAUCUGCCUCUGUUGAUGAGCAGCAGCUAACCAAGUUUGUCCCCAUGAACAGAGAAAAGAGCCUAUAUUGCUGUGGGAUUGUUUAGUAACCUUCUUCAAGAACACCUGCUGUUUUGCAUUUUGUUACAGGUAUGUGUGAUAGUGUAAGUCUAAAGCAGAUAUCAACUGCAUACACAGGAUUUGCAGUGUGAAAUAUCCCCUACUUCAGUCCUCAGGGAAUUAGUCUUCAGAAUCUCAUCUCUGCAGGGGGACAUGUUUCUAUGCUGGGAAGGGGGCAAAUGCCCAAUUUGCCAUAGGCAUAUGCCUUUUAUUUUAAGUUUUCUUGAAUGGGGUUUGACUAGAGCCAUACCACUGCAUGCGAGGGCCAAUGCAUUGGCCUGAUACCUUUGAAUUACAAGAGCAAACAGCAUUGAAAUCCUGCCAGCUCCCUCAUCUAUGGUUCAAAUGAUGCAUACUGAGGAGCAAGGUGACGCUUGCCUCAUGCGAUUCUCCUUUGGGGACACUGUUUUUGCAAAUGUAGGGACAUUAAAAGCAAUUUUUCAUACUAUUUGACCAUUUCUACCACUUUUCUCCCCUCUUCCACUUGCCUGCCUUCUUUCUCAUCUUUCCAGCCUAAAAAAUGCCACAAGUUCCAUGCCCGUCUCUUUGCUCUUGCCGUAACAUUUGCAGGUUGGCUCAAAGGACUUGGUAGGCGUUCUUGGGGUAGGGGAGCAAGGAGGUUUGUGGCUUUCAGAUUUGCUCCUUGUGUUCAGUCAAUAAGCAUGGCUGUUUCUCUUGGUUUUCAUGACAAAAUUGUGGUUGUAUGUAGAAAUUUGUGAGGUAGAGGUGUGGUUCUAGGGUUUUUUGUUAAAUGAGAUAGGUGCACUUAAGUGCAAGUGCAUGGGGGAAGAAGGGUAACUUCCUGGAAGGGCGUGCAUGUGGGAAUAGGUGCACCUUUUAGAAUCAAGAGUCUUUCAUAAUAGUUGCAUAUAUCUGAUGCUCUCUUCAUCGCAUGCAUGUUUGUUCCUCAGUACGUGCAUCUGUGGAAGAAGCAUCACAAAUCAUAGACACCAAAAGGUUUCGUUAUCACCUCCAGUACAAUACUUUUCCAUGAAGAUUGUUCACCCUUUCAGUUAUGAGUACUCAAGCAUUGCUCAUGUAGUAUGAACAAGUCCCCAAACUUGGGUGUGCAUGCUCCAAGGGAAACCUACAGCACAAUGCAACCAGCAGGAAUCUAUUUCCCAUAUUUUCUGAAAAGGUGCCAGAGAAUUCAAGUUUUCACAGGUGAGGGGGGGAGGGGGAGUCCAAAACUAGCACACUGUGCAGAAGUGUCUGAAUAAUGACUGUUUCUGAACAUAACCUGCAUAUGUGUACUGGCUCAAGAAGCUAUCAUACUAGCAGAAAGAGCUCUUUCCCUCACCUGUCAAAGUUGAAAGAUUAAUUGCAUUUGUAGUACAGAUUCCAGGGUCGUCCUUACAAACCCUCCCCCCCCCAUGCUGUUUAAACAAUAUUUACGGUACGAGUUGUAGCUGUGCAUCUACCUAAGCUAAGUGAAAAUACUCUAAUUUCAGAGAGUACUUUGCCUUUUGUGAAUGGCUAUUCCUCCCUGCCACUGCCUUUAUCAUCUGAUAGAAUCUUUCUCUCUCCCCUGCCCUCUCAAAUUUCCAUCCUUCAGAUGUAAGUUCCCAAGCAACACAGGCUUUGCAAAACAUAGCCUAGUUUAUUGGAGUACUACCUGAAACACCGAACAGCAACAGAGCUCCUAUUAGAAUUAUGACACAAUCUAUUGCAUGAACGGUUGUAAAUAACACAGAUUUUAUAAGGCAGUCCCACCACCACUCAUACAUUACACAGUUGGAAUUGUCUGGAUGUGUUUGGAAAUUUCCAAGGGAGAGGAUAAGAUGGUUUAAGUAAAACAAAACACACAAACCCAAGAAGCAGGGGGGGGUGGAAUCUCAAAUUGGUGAUAGCACACAUGGCUUUUUAACAGUAAGUUCACAAAUAUGGCAACAGAGGCCUGAUCCUCAGAGCUAGAUCCAAUAAGGAACUGUCGUGUAGGUUUACAGCAUAGUAUUUAAAGCUUGGCAAGGCGUAUAUUAUCUGAGUUUGCCAAACUUAUGGUGGUUGUUGGUGACAGGGUGGCAGCCUCUAAGUGAACCAGGUGUCUUGUCAUGGGUGUAGAAGAUUCUGCAACAGAUAAGGAUCAUAGCAUGCAGAAUUAGAAUCACAGAACUGUAGAGUUGGGAGGACAGUGCUCAGAGUGAUUAGGAAUUUCCUCUUCCUGUUCUCUCCAUUUCCUCAAAUAGUCUUACUACCCAACACGUGCAUCUGUCUUUGUACUGAGGUGGGGAAUCUGUGGCACUGGAGGUUCUGCUAGUCCACAGCUCCCAUCAUCCCUGAUCAUUGACCAUGUUGUUGGGGACUGAUAGGGAGUCAAGUUUACCUUCUUCUGAAAAGCUACUGGCUCCGCACCUCCAUAUGAUGGUGGACUCAACUCCCCAUCUGCCCAAGCCAGCAGAGUAAAUGGUCAAGAAUAAUGGAAGCUAUAGACCAGCAGCAGCUGGAAGGCCACAGCCCCACUGCUGCCACAUAAUUAUUCCAAAACCCCACACCAUUGUGAAACAAAUCUUCUGUACCCUAGCCAGAGCAGCCUUUGUACAAUGCCACAGACCUAGGCAUUCAAGGAUAUUGGAGGAAUGUUUGUGGAAACUGCAGCUGCUCAAAAAAACCCCCCCAAAGUGGUAGAGAAUAUUUGGGGGGGAAACUUGCAAAGCGGGCUUCUAUUUCUAAGUGGUGGUGAGAAGAAAAAUCUUUUAAAACUUUCGUUGCAUGUUUUUCUGAGAAAACGUCUGAUGCGGUAUUCAAAUGUCAAGCUGACGCCGGUUGCUAAACUUAAGACAUUCCUUGUGAGACACCUUGAAGAUGGGCUGUGUGCAUGUGUUUUUGUCCUUGUUAGGCUGAGUCGGGACUAAGGCUUUCUGCUUUAGGAGUACCACCUUGUAAAGUCUGUUGCUGCCUUUGCUUGCUUAUUGUUUUGAGCCAUGGAUAAAAAUCAGUUCAAUUAAUUGUUGGGAAGUAAAGAUUGUCCAUUGUUUCUGUAAGCAAAAGUAUUUUGUGGAAUGAAAUAAAAAAAAAAGUUGAGUAAGUUGUGGCUAAGAUGGAGGAUGGGAUAGCAUGGGACAGGAACCAAUUGGGUUCAAGAAUGUUACUUUGUUGGCUAUAUCAGUGUACUGCCGUACCAAUGUGGUAGCCAGGGUUCUUCAGACAGAUCAGCAUAUUGGUCACCUUUCAACGAUUUCCAAUAACUCUAUGAUACUGUAUUUAAAAAUAAAGCCUGCAGUUUAGGAUGUGAGGAAGCUUAAUAUGCCUGAAGUGAACAAAUGUGAGAUUUUUCCCACUGAGCGCAUAUACCAUGUCACUGAGAUUCUUUUCUGUUUGCAUUAGGGGAUUGAGCUAGGGCUGGAAAAACGUCAUCUUUUGUCAGUUUUUCUAUUGGCUUAAGCUGUAAAUAAAACAAUAGCCCUCUUUAUUCAGUAUGAAGCAACAAAAACAAACACAAAGUUAUAUUUGAGAUCAUUUGACUCCCUGAUUCUUCUGAAUAUUAACAGCCCUUGCCUUCAUCCAUUUAUUUCACUGCUCAAAUCUUCCCCUUCCCCAAGCAUAGGAUCAACCAUUGAAACAUUCUGAGUUAUUUUCCCCCACCCCAAAUUUAGCCAUCUCCCUAAGUCAUAAUAUCUGUUUUCAAACAUGGAUUUUGAUUGUCUUUAUGGCUCAUUUUAGGAUGCAUAAUGGCAUCAGUUUUAUAGAGGGUUAGACCCAUGAGGGUUCCAAUCGAGGGCCAUGUUGAAUUGACUGGCUGGUGUCUUGUCUUGGUAUAUAAAUAUACAUAUCUAGGGGGUUGGAAAAGUGUUAAAAUUUGACAGAUGAAAAUCAUGGUUUUGAAAGUUAAAGAGGAAAAAAAUGGGCUUUUUGUCAAGAACUUGAAAGUAUGAAAAAGGGACAAUGGAGUUUGGAAGACCCAACAAAUUCCCUUUUAAGUUUCACGGGGGUGGGGAAACGGGGUGGGAGGGGGUGGGAAAGGAGUAAGAUCUCCAUAUGAUCAUCCUAGCUUAGCUACCUGUCUGUGACUGUCCAUAUUGUACUUGUGUGUUAUAACAACUGGUUUACACCGACUUGCUGUAAAAGUGAAUUUGGAAAUAAAGAAUUCAUUACUACAA
Podarcis raffonei (Aeolian wall lizard) is the source of this 6510-nucleotide messenger RNA. It is a transcript of the gene MAPT, whose product is annotated as microtubule associated protein tau. Gene Ontology annotation, biological process: microtubule cytoskeleton organization; neuron projection development. Lineage: Eukaryota; Metazoa; Chordata; Lepidosauria; Squamata; Lacertidae. Gene Ontology annotation, cellular component: neuron projection. The record is from RefSeq and is a predicted model, not a curated record. Bases 462 to 1976 code for a protein of 504 amino acids. The transcript is spliced from 16 exons. Gene Ontology annotation, molecular function: microtubule binding.